AUGAAAGUUUUCAACUUGAUAGGAGGGCUAGUCUUCCUCACCUCUGUAUUUUCGGCCUGUUCCGGACAAAAUCCGAUGACUGCACUGUGCUCCAUAGACUGGUUCAUGGUCACCGUACACCCCUUCAUGUUGAACAAUGACGUAUAUGUGCACUUUCAUGAGUUACACUUGGGACUGGGUUGCCCUGCCAACCAUGUUCAGCCCUAUGCCUACCAGUUCACCUACUGUGUGACGGAAUGUGGCAUCAGGGUCAAGGCUGUCUCUCAGGACAUGGUUCUCUACGACACUGAGCUGCACUAUGCUUCCAAGCGUACAUCGUCUAAGUACGUGAUCCCAGUGUCCUGCACUGCCCCCGAAUGUUCCCCGUGGCUAACAAUGCCCUACUCCAGGACAGUAGCCAGCGAGGGAGCCAUCACAACCCGGGAUGGUGAGACAUGCUAUGAGGUGUUCACCUUGUCAUGGUCCAGCCAAAGGCCCAACUGUGAUUGUCCGCCUUGUGUCUUCAACGAGGAAGGGAAGACCCAGGGCCCACAUCACCAAGCAGAGGCUCAGGAGGCCCAUCCCGUGCAGUUUUCUUCCUUUGUUAAUACUUCUGAGAACUGGUCUCUUUGCCUGGAUGAUCAGAUUGCAUCCUUGUGA
Messenger RNA from Mesoplodon densirostris (Blainville's beaked whale), 639 nucleotides. It is a transcript of the gene PLAC1, whose product is annotated as placenta enriched 1. Lineage: Eukaryota; Metazoa; Chordata; Mammalia; Artiodactyla; Ziphiidae. Bases 1 to 639 code for a protein of 212 amino acids. The transcript has a single exon. The record is from RefSeq and is a predicted model, not a curated record.